AUGGACGCGCGGAUCCCGCUGUCUGCCCGGGCCAGCGCGUUCAGCAUCGCCUCUCUUGUUGCAGCCGAGGCCUCGGAGGGCACCGCCCACCGGGGCCCCAGGCCCUCGGACCGGGCGAAACUUCGCCGGCUACCAGGAUCCCCAGCCGGGAUGCACUUCAGCACAGUCACCAGGGACAUGGAAGGUGAGCCUUCUGCCCGCGUCUACACCGGCUGGGGGGCCGCCGGCCCCCUGCUGCGGAUGUUCCCCACCUUCCAAGUGAAGCUCUUUGGGAUGGACCCCAUGGCUGACUACAUGCUGCUCAUGGACUUUGUGCCUGUGGAUGACAAGCGCUACCGGUAUGCCUUCCAUAGCUCCUCCUGGCUGGUGGCCGGCAAGGCAGACCCUGCCACACCUGGCCGAGUGCACUACCACCCUGACUCGCCGGCUAAGGGCGCACAGUGGAUGAAGCAAAUCGUGUCUUUCGACAAGCUGAAGCUGACCAAUAACCUGCUGGAUGACAAUGGCCAUAUUAUUCUCAACUCCAUGCACAGAUACCAGCCCCGCUUCCAUGUUGUAUACGUGGACCCUCGCAAAGACAGUGAGAAAUAUGCAGAGGAGAACUUCAAAACCUUUGUAUUUGAGGAGACACGCUUCACUGCAGUCACUGCCUACCAGAACCACCGGAUCACACAGCUUAAGAUUGCCAGCAAUCCCUUCGCCAAAGGCUUCCGGGACUGCGACCCCGAGGACUGGUGA
This is a messenger RNA of Cricetulus griseus (Chinese hamster), 738 nucleotides long. The record is from RefSeq and is a predicted model, not a curated record. NCBI's taxonomy places the organism in Eukaryota, Metazoa, Chordata, Mammalia, Rodentia, Cricetidae.